UAAUUCCUACAAAACCCUAAUUCUCUCGCAGUUUAAGAGCCACCGUCAUUUGUGUGUGGUUCCUUCAUCUUUCUCUCUCAUCACCAGCUGACGACAUGGCUCCUUACUCUAAAGAACCCGAUAAUCCCACCAAAUCUUGCAAGGCUAGGGGUUCAGAUCUCAGAUGCCAUUUCAAGAACACUAGGGAGACUGCCUUUGCUCUUAGAAAGAUGCCUUUGAACAAGGCCAAAAGGUAUCUGGAGGAUGUCUUAGCUCACAAGCAGGCUAUUCCUUUCCGUCGCUUCUGCAGAGGUGUUGGUAGGACUGCUCAAGCAAAAAACAGGCACUCCAACGGUCAAGGUCGCUGGCCUGUUAAGUCAGCCAAAUUUGUUCUUGACUUGCUGAAGAAUGCUGAAAGCAAUGCUGAGAUGAAAGGUUUGGAUGUGGAUUCUCUCUACAUCUCUCAUAUCCAAGUUAACCAGGCCCAGAAACAAAGGCGUCGUACUUACCGUGCUCAUGGGCGUAUCAACCCCUACAUGUCUCAUCCAUGCCACAUUGAGUUGACUUUGUCCGAGAAGGAAGAGGCAGUGAGGAAGGAGCCCGAGUCCCAGUUGGCUACCAGCAAAUAGAAGACUAACAAGCCUCUCAAGUGUUUUAAGCAUAUCAUCGGUGUAGCCUUGAAACAAAUUUUGGGGUUUCUUAUAUUUUGUUAUCUUGGUUUUGUAGACAAGAUUUCAUCUAGAUUUACUUGUUCAAUAGCACAUUGUCCAUGGAGAGCGGAGAAUAUCUAGUUUUUUUUGAGGAAAGUAACCCUGCUGUUUUUGGUAGCUCUUUUACUGCAGUGUUAUGUAUGCUGCCAUUUUAUCCUGCUUUUAUA
Messenger RNA from Chenopodium quinoa (quinoa), 856 nucleotides. Its product is annotated as 60S ribosomal protein L17-1-like. Lineage: Eukaryota; Viridiplantae; Streptophyta; Magnoliopsida; Caryophyllales; Amaranthaceae. The record is from RefSeq and is a predicted model, not a curated record. The coding region runs from base 96 to 608 and encodes 170 amino acids. The transcript has 6 exons. Gene Ontology annotation, biological process: cytoplasmic translation. Gene Ontology annotation, molecular function: structural constituent of ribosome. Gene Ontology annotation, cellular component: cytosolic large ribosomal subunit; ribosome.